AUGUUCAUUAGCGGCGAUAAUUACUUAAAUCUCUUCUUGCUGACCUUCCUCAACGACCUUUACGCCUUUGUUCUUGAGGUCUCGCGUAAAACGCGGCAGGUGCCGUACGCGCACUACACUCCCCGAAUCGGGGAAGGGAAAAUGACGAAUGCGGGAAUGCGUAAAAAUGUCACAGUACUGGGAGGCCAAUGUAAAAAAAAGCAGCGCGACUCAGGCGGGGUGGAAAAAAAGCCAAGCUUCGUGGAACCGGUGGCGUGCACG
Molecule: messenger RNA, 261 nt
Organism: Iphiclides podalirius (scarce swallowtail)
Lineage: Eukaryota; Metazoa; Arthropoda; Insecta; Lepidoptera; Papilionidae
Source: the annotation of a GenBank genome assembly